AUGCGUGUACCAGAUGCCUUCUUCAUGCUGCAUCUUCUUGCUGCUAUGGUUCUACUUGUCGACGUCUUGACAGCGCUAUCCAAUUCGACUCAAACUUUACAAAACAAAAUACGGGAUGCAAUUGAUCGUCGACUAUGGGUGCAAGAUUCACAGGUACAAACAAAAGUGAUUGGGGACGAAGAAAGGGUGCCGUCUAACUCACUUCUUCACGUCAGCUUAUCCUCCAUACCAAUUGAAAGGGAUGCCGUGUUGUCACGUUUCCCCGAAAUUUGUAAAACUACUACUCUAGUGCCACCCUCGCAGUACUCGAGUAUCGCUGACUAUUCUAAUCUUUUGAAACAAAUGGAACCAGAAUUAAACAUGAACCAGAUUCAAGAUCUUCUGAAGAAAUUCAAAGAUAAUACAGUUUCGGUGGUACAGAGGAAUCAACCUAACAGCCCGCUCCCAACCAAUAUUGAUACGUCGAGCCCCUAUGUUCGCUCAGCCCUCUAUAUCGCUCAAAAGCUUACAAAUUUCAAGAAGGAGUCGGUCGAUUUUCAUCUUGAGGGUUUGAUUCGAUAUGGGUUUACACGCGAUGAAGUGGAAGCGAUAUUGCGUACAGCUGGGUACGGAGACCUGGAUGUGCAACUCAAUACGACAAGAUCAUGCAUGAAAUGA
Plasmopara halstedii is the source of this 657-nucleotide messenger RNA. RefSeq names its product RxLR-like protein. The transcript has a single exon. Lineage: Eukaryota; Oomycota; Peronosporomycetes; Peronosporales; Peronosporaceae. The record is from RefSeq and is a predicted model, not a curated record. The coding region runs from base 1 to 657 and encodes 218 amino acids.